AUUAUAUUCCAUUAAACUGGAAGUAUCAAUUCUGUAUUGUAAAUAUAUGAUUUGGAUUCAUUGUAAGUGGUCGGCGAUUGUUACAGUAACCUACACUCAGUAACCAGCUGCUUUUUUGAAUCAACGGGCAAUUAUUAUUUUGGAUAAAAUGAUCUAUUUUAAAUUUAUUUCAGUUUCAGACUGAGAACUAUGAGAAAAACGUGAGCAAAACACUGUGAUGUCGAAAAUUAAUACCAAUAGUAAUACCAAACGUUUGACAAAGUCUGCAUAUGGGGAAUCAGAACGGAGGACACAACCUAGAGAAGGUGCCUACCAUGUCAACAUGUCUACCCGGAAGUUCCCACCUCCUAUUGUUUGUUACAGUGAGCGAGAACGUGAUGCGCAGACAUUGAACAAAUUCGAACAUUCGCGACUUAUUCGUCAACUGGAGCAUAUCGAUAAUGAAAAGGCAAUGGCGCAUAGAAAUAUUAAGAGAGAGGCUUCAAAAAUGAGAGAACGUUGCUCAAAAUUUGUGGACCUACAAAGCAUAAUUGCUGAUAAAACUCAAGUUGUUAGAGGUGAUGAGCGUCCGAAAUCCGUUCUGGGACCCAGCGGCAGUGGGUGCCGACCAGGGACAGCUCCUCGGGUAACCAGUCCUAGGGUGGUGGAUCUGGUUUUCUGGGGUGAGAAAGAAAUCAAAAAUAAAGUUAUCAGAGUGAACUCUCAGAUCCUAGAGACGGGGUCCAUACGGAGGUCAGACCUUGCAGAGAUCCGAAGAAAUCUUUCAAAUAGAGCAACCGUCUCCAUGCCAACCAUAAAAUCCGCACCCGCCAACAGAACUAAGGGAAGAACAAUGAAACAGUGCCAUUGUAAAGGAAUUUGUACUUGUCUUCCAAACGGAUCGAAUCAUAGUAACGCAGAUUCCUACCGACCUGCAACAGCUUUGCCUCAUACGGUUGCCGGUAACUAUAGAAGCAUAUACCAUAGCAACAGCACACGAUCGUCCGUGAGCAACGACCAACACCAUGGCGAUCACAAUAUAACAAGGGAUAUUACAGUUGAUACAGGAACAUUAACAAUGAAGGGCAUAUCAUGUAAACGUAAUACUGUCGAAACAAGUUUAGAGGGUACUCCCCACACACCUUGUGAUUCUCCAAAAAGUAUAACUGAUCAACUCUCUGGCAAAAGCCUUGAAUUGAAUUGCUUUAUUAAAACUCCAAAUAACAUGCUGAACGACCGACAAGAAACAGAUGUAAGUAUGGAAACGCCUGUAAUACUAAUUAACGGGGAGUCUGACGAUAAGCACGAACAUAGCACAGUUCCAACCGAUAACAUGAAUGAUGACGACAAAAGUGGAAAUGAAAACGUAUCACAUGCCAAUAACAUAAAAAGUAAUACUAAGAUAGCUGAAUCAAAAACUAUUUGCAAUCAAUAUACAAGUGAAAUGGAGCCUAGGUCUUGGAUAGGACGAGGCUUUGGGGUUCCUCAUAGACCACGCUCACACAAAACAAAAUCACGGUUCUUUGUGCGAGAUAAGGCAGAAUACGAAUUAAAACAAGAACUGAAAAAGCAAAAAUCAAAAAGAGAUACAGAUACACAAGUAACUUUUUAUUUGGAGGACGCAUUGAGUUUAGAAAAACUUAGAUCGAAUCUCUUUGGUAGGAAGGUUCAAAAAUAUGUGCUUGAUACAGCUCAGUAUAUCAAGAAUAUUUCCGUCAAUAAGUGGAAUAUUAAAGACAUUGAAACUAAAUUAAAGCUGAAUACUUAAUGUCUAAUGAGUGUCAGAGCUUUUCAAUAUUUUGGUUUUAUUUCUUUAAAAAGAGCUUCAUCUAGCAAUGUUUGGAUAGGCACUCGGGAUAGAUGCCCAACUAUCCUAUGAUGCAAAUCUUAUAUUGCUAUGACGAGUUUGUUGCUAAUGCUGACGAAGAAGCUAAGAAAAUGUAUCAGCAAUAAAUUAUUUUGUAUACAAUAUACUAAAGUAUUUAUUGUUAGGCCUAUAAAAAUAGUUACAAAAUUAAAUGCAUGCUAUUGAUCUAUCUUGCAAAUAUUACAAAGUGCUCCAUCCCGAAUCC
Messenger RNA from Owenia fusiformis, 2051 nucleotides. Lineage: Eukaryota; Metazoa; Annelida; Polychaeta; Sabellida; Oweniidae. The record is from the annotation of a GenBank genome assembly.